Pleuronectes platessa (European plaice) is the source of this 1490-nucleotide messenger RNA. RefSeq names its product transmembrane protein 100a (gene tmem100a). The transcript is spliced from 2 exons. The record is from RefSeq and is a predicted model, not a curated record. Gene Ontology annotation, biological process: cellular response to BMP stimulus. The coding region runs from base 319 to 717 and encodes 132 amino acids. NCBI's taxonomy places the organism in Eukaryota, Metazoa, Chordata, Actinopteri, Pleuronectiformes, Pleuronectidae.
UACUUGACACAGCAGCUCUGACUGAGGAUGGUACAGUCCGACCCUCAGCCACUCAACCUGAGGACGUCUCUCAUGAACGGACGCCUGAGAGGGACGAGAAGAGAACAUUGGUUUUCGACUUCAGAGAAGAGAAGAAAGUUUGUGCUUAGAAGAAUAAAGUGAAUAUUUGAUGCUGGACAAGUUUCAGUGAAGCAAAGGAGCAUGGACACGGACAGCUGCUGCUCGGAGACGGGGAGACCCUAGCGAGGACAAAGGGUACAAGGGCGACGCUGAGGAACCAUCUGUGGUUGGUUGAACAAGAGGCUGCAGAGUCCUGCGAUGCCUGAGGAGGCUCAUAAAGACGCCAUGAAAACCCCUGUGACCCCAGAGAAGCCCAGCAUCCACGAGCACCCUAUGGUGACCACAGUAAACAUCCCGCGGCUCAAUGAAAUCCAGCUGACUGCAGCCACCGGCGGGGCGGAGCUGUCCUGCUAUCGCUGCACCAUCCCGUUCGGAGUGGUGGUGCUCAUCGCGGGCAUCGUGGUCACCGCUGUGGCCUACAGCUUCAACUCGCAUGGAUCCACCAUCUCCUACUUUGGCCUGGUGCUCCUCUCGGCCGGAGUGGUGCUGUUAGCGUCCAGCGCCGUCUGCUGGAGGGUGAGACUGGAGAGGAAGAAGGAGAGGCGGCGGGAGAGCCAGACCGCCCUGGUCACCAACCAGAGGAGUAUUUUUUCCUGAAGCCAGAUUUCCAGAGUGUGUAAAGGCCGGAGAACUCAACCGUCUGCAGAUGUUGUCCAGCACGCACUGCAUUUCCAAUCUGUAAACGCUUCGAGCGCCGACUCUCAAGGCCCAGAACUUAGAGCUUUGAAGGGAUUUAUUUGUCAGACAGACGUUGAGCAUCUGGCGAGCUGGGAAUGCAGCCAGAAGGAAUGUAUCACAAUUAAGAUGAAUUACCACUGUGCGAAGCGAUGUAGAGGAAGUCUCCCAUUAAUCUGCCAUUGGAUGUGGCGGCUUUGAUUGUAAUGGGACAGAUUGUGAUUUGAAGAGUCCGAGAAGGGAGAGGGAAAAAUCCAGAACAAUGAAUCAUGCCUAAUUUUCUACACUUCAACUUGCACAUAUCUGUUUAUAACGUCUCAUUGUUCAUCUUAUACGGAAUGAUUGGGAAUUGCCUGUUAUGGAAGAAUGGUACUUGAUUUUCUUAAAAGUCGGCCAAUAUAUUCUCUAUCUAACCUUAAAUAUGUAUUCACUUAAAGCACUUUGAUUCCUCAUAAUCAUCAUAUUCAGUAUUAGACAACAUCUUACGUAAAAAAUAUAAGUAGUGUGGCUUAUAAUGGCUUAAUAUGGUGAAUUUUUUUAUUGUGUUGAGGCAAUGGUCUCAUUGUCCGCAGUGAAACUUCCAUGAUGUAAAAAAGAUAUAACAUGUAACACAUGUUCUGUUCUGAUGUAAUCGCCUGCUUGUAUUUACUGUUAACAGGACGUCAUGAGGUUUAAUAAACUCAUUAACACUCAAA